AUGGUGCACCUUAAUAUGCAGAUUGUUGGUAGCAUUUCUGCCGUGUCAUCAUCUCUUCAUGUUGGAAAGGCGGGGCCAAUGGUCCAUACCAGUGCAUGCAUUGCAGCAUUAAUGGGUCAAGGUGGGUCAAAAAAGUAUUUGUUAACAUGGAAAUGGUUACGGUUUUUCAAGAAUGAUCGAGACCGGCGGGAUCUUGUAACAUGUGGCUCAGCGGCUGGAAUUGCUGCUGCUUUUCGUGCUCCAGUUGGUGGUGUGUUGUUUGCUCUUGAAGAAAUGGCAUCUUGGUGGAGAAGUGCCCUUUUGUGGAGAGCUUUCUUCACAACAGCUAUUGUUGCAAUAGUUCUCCGGGCUUUGAUUGAUGUCUGUUGGAGAGGCCAGUGUGGACUAUUUGGUACUGGGGGUCUGAUAAUGUAUGAUGUCACCUCAGUAGAUGUUGCCUAUCACCUCAGGGAUGUGCCUUCUGUUAUUAUUCUUGGAGUUAUAGGGGGCAUAUUGGGAAGUGUAUACAAUUUUAUUUUACAUAAAGUUCUCCGAAUUUACAAUCUAAUUAAUGAGAAAGGCACUGCUUACAAAAUACUUCUUGCCUGUUCCAUCUCCAUUUUCACAUCCUGUCUUCUAUUUGGAUUACCAUGGCUUGCACCUUGCCUACCUUGCCCACUUGAUGCAACAGAGCCGUGCCCAACGAUUGGUCGGUCUGGUAACUACAAGAAAUUUCAAUGCCCUCCUGGUCAGUACAACGAUCUUGCCAGCCUCUUUUUCAAUACAAAUGAUGAUGCAAUCAAAACCUAUUCAGCAAGGACACCGACUCUGAGUGCAUCUUAUGGACGUUUUGUUGGAAUGCUAGUUAGUUCCGGGUCAAAUCUUAACCAUGGCCUGUAUGCCGUCCUUGGUUCUGCUUCUCUUCUUGGUGGGUCUAUGAGGAUGACAGUUUCCUUGUGUGUUAUUAUCCUAGAGUUGACCAAUAACCUAUUAUUGCUACCCCUAAUAAUGCUAGUUCUUCUUGUCUCCAAGACUGUAGCUGAUGCCUUUAAUGGGAAUAUUUAUGACAUUAUAAUGAAGUUGAAGGGUUUUCCCUACCUGGAAGCUCAUGCGGAGCCAUACAUGAGGCAGCUGAUGGUUGGUGAUGUAGUCACAGGCCCACUUCAGGUCUUUCAUGGCAUUGAGAAGGUUGGUACCAUAGUACAUGUUCUCAGAACUACUGGACAUAAUGGUUUUCCUGUGAUAGCUGAGCCUCCACUUUCAGAAUCCCCAGUUUUGUUUGGUUUGAUCCUCCGUGCGCAUCUUAUCACGUUGCUGAAGACGAAAGCUUUUUUGCAUGCACCAGAGCCAAUUGAUGUUGAUGCUUUUAAGUAUUUCUCAGCAAAUGAUUUUGCGAAGAAGGGUUUGGUCAAGAUGACAAAAUUCAAGAUAUAG
Molecule: messenger RNA, 1413 nt
Organism: Ilex paraguariensis (yerba mate)
Lineage: Eukaryota; Viridiplantae; Streptophyta; Magnoliopsida; Aquifoliales; Aquifoliaceae
Source: the annotation of a GenBank genome assembly